Carassius auratus (goldfish) is the source of this 531-nucleotide messenger RNA. RefSeq names its product macrophage mannose receptor 1-like. NCBI's taxonomy places the organism in Eukaryota, Metazoa, Chordata, Actinopteri, Cypriniformes, Cyprinidae. The record is from RefSeq and is a predicted model, not a curated record. The transcript is spliced from 3 exons. Bases 1 to 531 code for a protein of 176 amino acids.
AUGGAUCUGGAUCGGUCUGUUCAGAGACUCAUGGCAGUGAGAAAAUGGUUUGACGUCUCUUGCAACAGUCAAUAUCCUUUUGUGUGUUAUGAAGUGUUUGUUCUGCGUGUUGUUUUUGAUCAGUCUCUCUCUAGUUUCUGCUUGUGCUCUGUCUGGUUUCCAGAUAAACUGAUUGUGAUCAGAGAGAAUGUGACGUGGUCUGAAGCUCUGAGAUACUGCAGACAGAAACAUGUGGAUCUGGUCUCGGUUCAUUCAGAAGAGAUGCAGCGUCGUGUGAUGAACGUGGUUAAACUGGCGUCUACUGCGGAGGUGUGGUUGGGUUUACGUUACUCUCACAUUUUGGGCAUCUGGUAUUGGGUGAGUGGAGAUACCGUGUGCUAUCAGAACUGGGCUCCAGGGAACGGCUCAUCAGAGGAGGACUGUGAACACACAGUGAGAUCUGGAGCAGUUCAGUCUGGAGGAGAUCAGCGCUGGAUCAGCCUUCCUGAGACUCACAAACUCAACUUCAUCUGUAGCAGAUAUUCAGAGUGA